AUUUACAAACUGCUUCAUACUCACAGCUUAAGCGUGAUCUUGAAGAAAUUGAAGGUUAUUCUAAUGAAUUUGCUGCGGAUAUAUUUCAGAGGAAAGCUACUGAACUUAUGGAGAAAAUUAAUAAGAUUUCGGAUAACUCAAUUGAUUAUUCAAAUCCAGAAAAAAUCUCAGAACUACCAUUUCCAUUUCUUGGAACUAAGAAACCAACAGAUCGUUUUAAUACUUACAAUAACUACUAUUUCAAAUAUAUUGGUAGGGAAAAGUUUGAAAAGAUUCUAGAAGAUAUUAACAAAAUGAAAGCAGGUAUUACAAACAUGAGUUAUUACAUUUAUGGUACUAUGGGUUAUGGAAAAUCACAUAUCCUUGCUGCAAUGACAUGCUAUCUUCUUCGUACUGGAAGGUGUGUAGUGUAUCUUCCAGAUUUCCAUGUCUUUGCCAAUGAUCCAUUAAACUACAUCAAAUCAGCUCUGUUUCUAACAUUUGCUUAUAAAGAAGAUGAAUUUAAGGCCAUUUUAAAUUGUGAAAAAAUUGAGGAUAUUGUUAGAUUCUGCCAUUCAUUAGGAAUAUGUAACCGCAGAUUAUAUUUUAUUAUAGAUCAACUCAAUGCUUUAGAUUAUGAUGAAGGUACCAAUGCUGCAUUCAGCAAUGAUGUUCCAAUAUGUAAAAAAGAGAUUAUGUAUGAUCUGAUUACUAAAAUGACUAGUGAACAUUAUAUAAUCAAAAGUGCAUCAGCAAAUAACAAAUCAGCAUUAUACUUACAAAGAAAGCAAUUAAAUGAAGAUAAAAUAGUAGUGAUUGGAGGGUAUACUAAGAAUGAGAUGAAGGGAUGGUGGAAUUUGCACAAUAAUAUUUUAUCAGAAAUGGACACUUUAGAAAGAAACCAAGUUGAAGAAGCAACUGGUAAAAUUCCACUUCUUUUAAAUGCCUUUCUAUCAUUUGGUAAUAAGCCUUUCCAAAGAGCAUGGGAAGAUUUUCACUUAUCAAAUGUAGUUAGAGAUAUAUGUGAGGACUUAACAUCUUUUACAGAAAGAAAGAAAGAGGAAGGUGAAAUUGUUUGGAACAAUUAUCUUGAUUUGAUGUCUAAGUUUGUAUCACAAGGAUAUCUUUUAAGUUGUGCUGAACAUAAUUAUGAUCAUCGUUAUUUCUAUCGAGAGCAGGGCUACUGCAAGUAUGUCUGUGGACUAGCACGGGAUUACAUGGCACAAAUUCUUCAUGAAAAUGAGAAACUAUCAUUCUUUUUAGAAAAUAGUUGGCAAUAUGGUAUUAAAAUGUUCCAAAACAGUCCCUCAGUAAAAGGUUUUUAUGUAGAAAAAGUAUGUCUUGUUAGUAUUCAAAAAGAAGGAUUGAUGGCUGGGUCAGAAAAUUAUAAACCUCUCAAAACAGUUUUUCUUGGAAAUGAUUUGGUAUUGGAUACAUCUCAUUUGUGUGUAUUAUACAUACCCUCAAUUUGGAUUUUUUCAGCUAUUGAUGGAUUAAUUGUAAAGAUUGAACAUGAAAAGGAGACAGCACAUGUUCUACCAAUUCAAAUAACUGUAAAUAAUCAUCAUUCUAAGUCAGAUGAUAAAUUCUUCACUGAUAUAUGGAGUUCUUUAAAAUCACAGCUUAAUGAUUACACAAUAUUUAUCAAAUUCAUAUGGAUAACUCUUAGAAAUAAAGAACCAGAAUUAAUACAAUGUUGUAAAAGGCAAUCCAGAAGUGGAGAACAAGAGAUCAAUCCUGAAUAUACUAGAUUCUGGAUUAAUGUUAAAACUAUGAACAAUGACAUCAUGCGUUACUUGAGAUGA
Molecule: messenger RNA, 1784 nt
Organism: Entrophospora candida
Lineage: Eukaryota; Fungi; Glomeromycota; Glomeromycetes; Entrophosporales; Entrophosporaceae
Source: the annotation of a GenBank genome assembly